UAAUUUGCAUAUAACCUCAAUCGCGUUGCGUCAGUAUUAAAUAUUUCUGAACGAUGUAACUCGUUGAAAGAACAUACACCGAAACGAUGCGAACGAACGAAAUGGAAGUAAACGUGAAUCCGAUGGCCUUAGUUUCGACGUCAAAAUGCAUUUCUUCUGAUAAAACCUAAUUUACAACAGUUCGUCUACCGGCGGAUGAGAGGCUAGUGAAAUGAGAUUGAAUAAAGGAAUUGUCACAGCAUUUCAGCUGAUAUUAAACGUCUUCUUCUCUAUUCUAAUUAUUCUACUGAACAAAUGGCUCUACGUUAACAUCGGUUUUCCGAACAUCACAUUAUCUAUGAUACAUUUCACUAUUACAUUUAUUGGAUUGAUAAUCUCAGAGAAGUUCGACGUUUUCUGUAUAAAAGAUAUUGCGAUCAAGGAGAUAUUUUUUAUUUCCAUGAUAUUCUGUGGGUCCGUCGUAUUCACAAAUCUGAGUCUGGCAGAGAACACCGUCAGCACUUAUCAAAUGGCUAAAAUGUUGAUCACACCCUGUGCAGUAAUAAUGCAGAUCAUACUUUACAAAAAGCAUUUUAGCACGCUUGUUAGGAUCACGUUAGUUCCUAUCACGUUGGGGGUGGUAGUCACAUUGUACCACGACAUGCAAUUGAAUUUUAUUAAGACGGUAUAUGCUGUGGUUGGAGUACUUUUGACAUCCUUGUACCAAGUGAUGGUAAACAGAAAGCAGAGAGAAUUCCAAAUGGACCCGAUGCAAUUGUUGUACUAUCAGGCUCCGAUAUCUGCUGUGCUGUUGUUCUUCGUGGUUCCACUCUUGGAACCCUUAGAACAGACAUUUGCAAGGGGAUGGUCUUUGAUAGAGACAGCGUUGGUCUUGGUAUCAGGCAUUGUAACAUUCCUCGUUAACUUAACUUCCUACUGGUUUAUAGGAAAAACUACCCCAUUAACUUAUAGUAUGGUUGGGUAUUAUAAAUUCUGUCUGAUACUUUUGAGUAGUUCAUUAGUCUUUGAGGAAACGCUGUGUAUAUAUCAAGCACUGGGAAUAAUUUUAACAUUAGCUGGAACUAUUUUAUACUCUCAUGUGAAAAUGAGAGAUACACAGGCUGUACAGAACAAGGAUAAAGAAAAAAGGCCGUUGUACUCAAUAUAAUUUUGUAACUGCUAGAUUUAUAAUGAAUAAAGUGAAAUAUU
Messenger RNA from Ceratina calcarata, 1188 nucleotides. Its product is annotated as solute carrier family 35 member E3-like. Bases 212 to 1147 code for a protein of 311 amino acids. The transcript is spliced from 5 exons. The record is from RefSeq and is a predicted model, not a curated record. Lineage: Eukaryota; Metazoa; Arthropoda; Insecta; Hymenoptera; Apidae.